AUGGCAAUCCCAGUCGAAAACGGCUACACAACCACCGCACCCCAAUUCAAACCCGAAUCCCUCCCACCACCGAAACAACAACAACCCCAGAAACCCCAAUCCAACACCAAAUCAUCCAAAACAGAACACCUCCACACUCUCAUAACAACAUACAUCAACCCCCCGGCAACCGCCGCCCUAAAAUCCCUCCAAAAACACUUCAACGCCCACCCGCUCCUAACAACCUUUCUCGUCGCCCAAUUCCUGACUUCUAUUCUACCGAUCCUCCUGUUUACAACUGGUGUGUUGACGGCUGGUAUUGUUGCGGCGGGGUUAUUUGCGUUGUUGGGAUUAUUGGUGUUAGGGCCGGUUUUGGUGAUUACGGGGAUUCUGGGGGUUGUGGCUUGGGGAUGGGGGUGGGGGGUGGUUUUUGUGGGGAGGUGGGUUUGGGGUGGAUAUGUUGGGAGAUAUGGUGGUAGUGCUAGCAGUGGUUAUAAGGAGGGGGGUAACAUUAAGAGGGAGAAUGGGAUGUUCAAGGUUACAAUCUAA
This is a messenger RNA of Aspergillus glaucus CBS 516.65, 528 nucleotides long. RefSeq names its product seipin co-factor family protein. The record is from RefSeq and is a predicted model, not a curated record. The coding region runs from base 1 to 528 and encodes 175 amino acids. NCBI's taxonomy places the organism in Eukaryota, Fungi, Ascomycota, Eurotiomycetes, Eurotiales, Aspergillaceae. The transcript has a single exon.